AGGACAGAGGGGUUUGAUAUUUAGCCCACCCGGUCCUGCUGGACCAGUGGAGACAGCCUCCUUGGCCUGGUUCAACAUGAUUUCUUUGUCCUGCUUGCUGGGGCCGCUAUGCGGUCUCCUCUUUCUCUCAGGCCUGUUGGAGGCCAAAUCUUUGCUCAGUGCCAUCAAACAGGAAGAAAUGGUGCCUUUGAGUGACGUGAGCAUCAACUCGGAGAAAGCCAACGAGUUCCUGUCUCACUCCAGACCGAAGCGCAACGCGGCGGAUCCCAGGUGGUACCGAGGAAACCCAGACUUUCAGGCCUAUUACAGAUACUACAGCAGCAUCGGGCACACCGAGGGGCUCUAUGAGAUCGACAAGUUGCGGAUGCUCUACCAGCAGAUGAGGUACCUGGAGCACGCCUACGGCCCAAACGCCUCCUACUUCCAAAGCAAACUGGGUGUGCCAAUGAUCAUGUGCGACCCCGUCACAGACAAGAGGUGCAAAUACGCCGCUCCUCCUCCACCACCUCCGAUGAAAGGAGUCCCAAAGCCCAUCAAUCCUACGGAGGCUCCACCUCCUCUUCCUCUCGCUCCAGCCAUUUCCCAGGCCGAUGUGCUUUUCCUGUGCAACAACAAGGACCCCCUCUGCAAGCCGCACAUCGUCUACUUGCCCACCGGCGCUGUUCCGGUGCUCUGCGACCCUCGGUACCACCCCCACUGUACCCCGCAGAAAGCCCCGCCGCCCCCGCUGGUGGUUCCUAAGCAGCCUUAUCAUAAGAAGAUGCCUCCGCCUCCUCCGGUUUUGGUCAAGUCUCCUCCUCCGGCCCCCAUCCGUGUCUUCAAAGGUAUGGAGUAUGACUGUGACCCCUACUGGGACCCGGAUUGCCUGAUUGACAACCCUCCAAGACCUGUCAAGGGGAAGAUUAUGGGCCCCCCACCCCCACCUCCUCCACCACCCGAGGAGGAAGAAGAGGAAGUAGAGGAGCCAGCGCCUCCGCCGCUCAAAGAGAAGAAACUCUCCUACAACCCUUAUCCCUACUUCCAACACCACCCUUAUGACCCCAGGAAUGAACUGUACGACCCGGUCCGCUUCCAGUACCCCCAGCCAGAAGAUGCUGCUGACGAGCCUGCUGACGAGUGAGCAGUCCUCUCAGUGCCUGAGAAAAAAGAGUCUCAUGUUUCCACGGACUUUGAAACAUUCAUCAAAGAAAUGUGUGAUAUGAUUAAAAAGACAUCUUAUUGUAUUUAUCAUGACUGUCACAAUGUUAAUUGUCAGUCAAUGUGGUUGUCAACCAGUGAUUUAGUAGAGGCAAUAAAAUCAGAUAAAUUUG
Molecule: messenger RNA, 1310 nt
Organism: Poeciliopsis prolifica (blackstripe livebearer)
Lineage: Eukaryota; Metazoa; Chordata; Actinopteri; Cyprinodontiformes; Poeciliidae
Gene: and3
Product: actinodin3
Exons: 5
Coding region: 77-1120 (347 amino acids)
Source: RefSeq, a predicted model, not a curated record